Stylophora pistillata is the source of this 2933-nucleotide messenger RNA. RefSeq lists its product as uncharacterized. The record is from RefSeq and is a predicted model, not a curated record. Gene Ontology annotation, molecular function: calcium ion binding. Lineage: Eukaryota; Metazoa; Cnidaria; Anthozoa; Scleractinia; Pocilloporidae.
CUUCACUUCGUUGCUUAGCUGCGGAAUGUUAGAAGAAAGAAGCUGAAAUUUUCUCUUUGGGAAUGGAAAGAGGCCAAACAAGUUAUGGAUAACCAAGGUGUAGCACAGCUCUACAGACGGAUCAUUUCACCCUCUAUGAAGGUACACAAUGAAGAGUGGCAAAAACAGACUCACUAUCGACAUACAAACUACAAAAACCAAACACCAGUCAGCAGGCUUAAGAUGGCAAGUCCUGUGCACAGUGUGGCAUCCGCUCCUGGACUCCUAGAAGCCACUGAUCUUGCUCUUCAGCCUCAGAGUGACAAUAAUUCCAUUGCAACUGAAAAAUCUUCCACGCGGAGUGAACAUGCAGGAUAUAAUUUUCAACCAACUGUGAAGUUUAAGACAACCUCUCUUCCUGGUAUGCCAUUGAGUCAAAAAUACUCGCCAUCUCUCAAUGGAACCACAAAAUCAGUUCCUAUUUCCUACAGCAAUCAUAUGGGUUCUGUCCCAUCAAGAUAUUGGGCCAAUGAAAAUCCAAGAAUAUUAUACAGCAGACAAAGAGACAGAUUAAAGGCAGAAGAACAAGCUAGAGAGCACUGCCGCAGGUUGAAACGCACAUCUGAGAUUCGCCAUCAUAGAGUCGAUAAGCAGUAUUAUAUGGCUGGAACCAAAAUCCCGUUGCAAGGAAGGUAUGAUGUAGACAACACUGAUCUGUUGAGGUUGAGACUUCUAGCACAGCAGAAACAACUUGUGGACUACAGUGCCGCCAAAGAUGCAAAUUUUCCAAACAAUAAUCCACGAGACAGUCCUAGUGGCCAGUUGAGUACUCCUGUGCCAGGUAGUGGAAUCAGGGAUCCCAGCUCUGGGGCCUUAUCGUCUGCCACUGAUGUUGAGAACCCAAAACAUGACGGAAAAUGGGCUGAAGAGGAAUCAGAUGAGAGUUCUGUGGAUGAAUUUGACAGUGUAUCAAACAAAGGAGGCAGACGAGAAGAAUUUGAGGCGCGCAAAGCUCUCGUUAUCGAAGGUAGAAAAGCGGAGCAGGAACUGGAUUCAGUCGGAGAAAGACUGACAAAGAGUAGCGACGGAGUAAAGAGUAGAAAGACGCCUUCUGCAAAGACAAAGGCAAGUUCUUCUGCAAAGACCGCCAGAAAAGGAAAAAUACGAUUUAAGGAGGAUGAAAAGAUGGCUGCAAAUCAAAAAGCGAAUAAGGAUCGUGAAGGAAAGAAAAUUGUAAAGAAAGGAAAGGAAGUGGAUAAUGGAGAGGAGAAGAAAGAAGACGCAACUAGCGAUGGUACUGAAGCUAAAGAAGAAAAGAGGAAUAAAUAUUUAGAAGAAUGGCUUGGGAUUAAGAGGGAAGUGGAGGAUACUCGAUACCAGCCUGGAAAACCUCCACCAAACAGGAUUUUUAUGUCAUCCAAGACUGAGGGAACUAAAAAGACUAGUGGAAAAUUCUCUUCGACAUUUUUGACUGAGAUCACAGAGUCAAAGGCAGCCGAAGACGAUGUAUUCCUUACACCCGAGGUCCGUUAUGGAAUAAUCAACGAUAAACAGAAGCAUGUUUUUGGAAUACUGUUUGAUGAAGUCGACAAAGAUAAAAAUGGUAGCGUCACACUCCAAGAACUAAAGCUACGAAUGCAACCAGCUGUCACAAAACAUGAUAUCAAACACUUUGUACAGGUGUUUGACUUAAACAAAGACGAGACUAUAGAUAAAAGGGAAUUUACGGCCAUCUGUGCCUUGAACGAUCGCAUAACUGGAGUCAGAACUGAAUCGGAAGAUGCAUCUUUGGCCUUGGACCUGGGAAACUUGGCUCAACAUAUCGUCAUAUUCAAGGAAAUGUUCAAAACCAUUGAUGAAGACGAUGAUAACAGGGUGGAUGCUGGUGAACUUCUAGUCAUGGUCUCUGCGGCCAUGGAAACAGAAAUAGGGGCGGACCUUCAAACAGCCAAGGAGGUGCUCGAAGGAGCACGUGACGAGUUUGGAUUUAUCGACUUUAUCGGUUUUAUGUCGUACAUACCUUUCUUUGCUAAGCUUCUCCGAACCAUACUCGAAAACCCUCUGUCCAUUGCUGAACUAGAGCGAGCACGAGAACGAGUCAAGCUACACGACCUCACUUUCAAACCCAAAAAAAAAGCAAAGGAACCAAAGAGUUGGGAAGUGUACUAGAAAGUCUAAGUGUCCCCUUCAUUCAUAUCCAAAGCCUGCGAGCCUGCCCUCAUUAUUAGAACUUCGGCACGACCGUUCUUUGUCCGCUAGAAAGUUUGAGACCUCGAGUAACGUGAGUCGGCGAAGGUCUUCAAGAGGUUUAGCGCUCACUGUUAGUACUCAAUCCCCCAGCAAACUUCUUCCCGACUCGUCUCCAACCUUCCCGCGGGCGCAGGUGCGGGCGCGUCCUGCAGCACUGAAAUUGAUGGCCUGCUUGUAGGCUACGAUAUCCAUGACAGGAAUGACAGAUUGUCGAAGUUAAAUUUUAGAUCGCAUGGGUAGACCUCUUUCACAUUGGCGUGUACCAUCGCUAUUCUUUUAUGUUCAUGUAGUUAUGCUUUCUUGGAAAAAAAAAAUAGCUAUCGGGUCUGCCACUGAUGAAGGAUAUCUAUAUAUAAAGAGCUUUUUCUUUUUUCUUUUUUUUUUUUUUCUUUUUGCUGAUUGUAUGGAGAGUGUUCAUGUAAGUUGCAGUUCAUGUCACGGAAACUGAACGUUAAGAAGGUGAAUCGAGUUUGGGCUUCUAAUCACUGUUGUGCCCAGGCGAGACAAAUUUCCAUUUCCUCUAUCGAAAUUUGCAAUAGUACUCAACCCAAAGGUGUUCUAUUGAAUAAAGUUGUUAUUUUUCUACAGUAGGUUUUAACAACAAAAUAAGACAACAUGGCGUCAAAUUUGAUAUAUAUAUUUUAAUAGACGUUUUGAUGUGUAGUAUCGCUGAGUAUUUUUACGAGUCGUGCCGUAUUUUGACG